AUGGCACCUGAAGUCAUUAAACAAUCAGGGUAUGACUUUAAGGCUGACAUCUGGUCUCUGGGAAUAACUGCAAUCGAACUUGCAAAGGGCGAACCUCCUUACGCGGAUCUUCAUCCAAUGAAAGUUCUUUUUCUUAUUCCCAAAGAUCCUCCACCUUCUUUAGAGGAUAGCCUAUAUUCUAAACCGUUUAAAGAAUUUGUCGCUUUAUGCUUAGACAAAGACCCAAACAACGAUGUAGCAGAUACAGAUUGGGAAUUUCCAAAUUCAGGUUCUCCUACGUCAUCAGAUGAUGAAACUUACUCUGGUGAUAAUUCCACAAUUGGACCAGCUAAAGGAAAACAGACUAUGGUAUCAAAAGUUAAGAACUCUGGCUAUGACACUAUAAAAUAUGCUAACGCGGCAAGUGUGGAAUAUUAUGAUGAUGCUGAACAAAACCAUGUUGAAAUCUCUCCUGUGAGUGGCCCAGCGGUGUUCGAUGAGGUUAUUGUACCUUCAAUAGAAAAUCUGCGCCAAAAUGCGCCAUCCAAAAAAGCCCAGCUCACGCUUGAUAUCUUGAAAAAGGCUUUUGAGGACGCAGAAAGAGAAGAUCCUGGUAUAUCUGAAAAAAUUAUGAAUGCUGUGUUCCAAAAAUAUGAUGAGAUGACACCUUGA
Racocetra fulgida is the source of this 651-nucleotide messenger RNA. The record is from the annotation of a GenBank genome assembly. NCBI's taxonomy places the organism in Eukaryota, Fungi, Glomeromycota, Glomeromycetes, Diversisporales, Gigasporaceae.